AUGUUUCGAUCUAUCAAGCGUCUACUUUGUUUUGCUUCGCCUCAGCGCUCUGAUGAGACAUGCCCAACCGCCUCUUUCACACACGAUGCUCCUAGUCGGACUUCAAUUCCAGAUUCCACUGCCUGGGCUAACCGCCCUCAGCCACGAGUGCGAGAACGGAUCACAACAAGGGUGAUAAUACCGCGAUUUCCCUCCACAUACAGCUCCACCAGCACUCCUACUACCUGUUUCAUAUCCGACACAGAGAGCCCGGUCACUCCUAUAACCUCUGCAACCAGUCAAAGUCUUUCCUGGUCAUCCGAGGUUCUUCUCAAGGUUGCCACCGAUCCCUCUUGGGAUUACGGCACACCGUAUGUUCCGAUUCUGCAGCCGGAUGGCACACUGAGACCGCCACCGAUCUCAUUCAGUGGCUAUGGCCCAUUUGGGGGCCAGUUCGUUCCAGAAUCCAUCAUGGGCUUCCUCCACGAGUUGACAUCGACCUUUGAAGCCGCUGUCUCCGAUCCAGCUUUCUGGGCCGAAUACGCCACCCUGCAACGCUCCCAGCACACACCAUUAACCCGGGCUAGCAAGCUAUCCGACCCAGCCACGGCGGCAACUAUAUGGCUGAAGAGGGAGGACCUGAAUGAUUACGGCAGCCACAAGACUCGCAAUAUCAUCGGCCAGCUAUUGCUUGCUCGCCGCAUGGGUCGUACAGAGGUCGUCACAGAUUGCGCAGCGGCCAAGCAUGGGACAUUCACGGCGGCAAUGUGUGCACGUCUUGGGUUGCAGUGUGUUGUCGUCAUGGGUGCGGACGAUGCAUGCGCGCAGGAAGAAGACGUCCUGGAUAUGAAGAUGCUCGGGGCCAAGGUCGUGACCGCUAGAACUCCUUCCGGUAUGGGUUCGCUGCGCGCUGCAAUCACAGAAGCACUCCGCUAUUCAGUUCGCAACUAUGAAACUGCGUACUAUCUGAUGGGAGGACCCGUGGGUCCCAGUCCACUGCCAACCGUGACCCGCACUUUCCAGGCACUCCUAGGCGAGGAGGUCGCAGCCCAGAUGCACAGGGAGGUCGGUUGCCAGCCAGAUGCUGUCGUCACCGCCGUUGGUAGUGGGUGCGGUGCGGUGGGCCUAUUCAGGCCCUUUCUUCACAGCCCCGCUGUUCGCCUGGUUGGCGUUGAAGGCGUACAUGCCGCUGCCUUGACGGAGGGUUCAAUCGGCGUUCUCCAGGGCUCGCGCACACUGAUGCUUCAGAAUGAGGACGGUCAGAUCUUGGAUUCAAACUCUAUCUCGCCAGAUAUGAAUAUUUCCACGGUUGGACCCGAGGUGGCGUAUUGGAAGAGUGUGGGCCGUGUUGAAAUUAAGACUGCCACGGAUACGGAUGCCCUGGAUGGGUUUAAAAGUCUCUUCGAUCACGAGGGGAUUGUUUCUGGUUUGGACUCGAGUCACGCGGUGAGCGCAGCCCUGAGGUUAGCGAGAGAUCUGGGUCCAGGUAAGAAUGUUGUUCUGAUGGUGACGGGAGGAGAUAGCAUUGGCAUGCAUGAUGGAAGGAGGUUGGGUGUUUGA
Penicillium manginii is the source of this 1539-nucleotide messenger RNA. RefSeq names its product tryptophan synthase. The transcript has a single exon. Gene Ontology annotation, cellular component: cytoplasm. NCBI's taxonomy places the organism in Eukaryota, Fungi, Ascomycota, Eurotiomycetes, Eurotiales, Aspergillaceae. Gene Ontology annotation, molecular function: tryptophan synthase activity. Bases 1 to 1539 code for a protein of 512 amino acids. Gene Ontology annotation, biological process: L-tryptophan biosynthetic process. The record is from RefSeq and is a predicted model, not a curated record.